This is a messenger RNA of Erpetoichthys calabaricus (reedfish), 1647 nucleotides long. RefSeq names its product malonyl CoA:ACP acyltransferase (mitochondrial) (gene mcat). NCBI's taxonomy places the organism in Eukaryota, Metazoa, Chordata, Cladistia, Polypteriformes, Polypteridae. The transcript is spliced from 4 exons. The coding region runs from base 238 to 1344 and encodes 368 amino acids. The record is from RefSeq and is a predicted model, not a curated record. Gene Ontology annotation, molecular function: transferase activity.
AAAGAUGCGCCUAACUUGUCGCAUUAGUAGAAACGUAAUGCUUUUUGAUAUAGUGGCCUCCAGCCGACGUGUAAAUUAGUCCAGAAUUGUCAGCAAAACGAAGAUUUUUUUUGAAACGUUGUGUUUAGUCAAGUCGCUUAUUUGUACAGCCAUGUAACUGUGGAACGUAGUCAGGAAAUUUUUUUAAUUAUCUGUGCGUGGUGCGGUGCCGCAGUUGAACAUAGCGUGCUUGCAAACAUGUUGCGUUGCAGGGUUUUGAAAAACGUCGUUACCUGUGCAUCUCCGGUUAGCGUUAAGUAUUUUGCUGUAUCAGCGGCGCUCCACGUGCCCGAUAACACAGCGAGCCAAAAGCACCUGGAUCAAGAGCACGGAGAGAAAAUGAAACCCAGCGACUACUCCGUCCUGCUAUUCCCUGGGCAAGGCAGCCAGUUUGUGGGCAUGGGAAAGGGACUGACUAAAUAUAACAACGUGAAAGAAAUGUUCCAAGUAGCUGAAAAAAUUCUCGGUUACGAUUUGCUGUCGCUUUGUCUGAAUGGGCCUGAGGAAGAACUGCGCAGAACAAUCCAUUGUCAACCCGCCGUGUUCGUCACAUCUCUCGCAGCAGUGGAAAGGCUAAACCACGAGCAACCAGAAGCAAUUGAGAAGUGUGUUGCUACAGCAGGCUUCAGUGUGGGAGAAUUUGCAGCUUUGGUAUUUGCUGGAGCACUAGAGUUUGCUGAAGCAUUGUUUGCUGUAAGACUGCGUGCUGAAGCAAUGCAGCAUGCUUCUGAGAUUGCUUCCAGUGGAAUGCUGUCAGUUGUGGGAAGUCCUCAAUCGAAGUAUAAUCAUGCUUGUGUAGAAGCACAAAACUACUGCAAGGAACUGGGAAUGGAGAAUCCUGUUUGUACAAUUGCAAGCUAUUUGUUCCCAGACGGAAGAGUCAUUGCAGGACAUUUACAGGCACUGGAAUAUUUACAGAAGAAUUCACGCAAGUUUCAUUUCCUUCGCACUAAAAUGCUUUCUGUGAGUGGGGCAUUUCACACAUCACUUAUGCAAUCAGCUGUGGAACCACUGUCACAUGUUUUACAAAAACUGGACAUAAAAAAGCCAGGGAUUUCAGUCUUCUCUAAUGUGAAUGCUAAAAAAUAUACAUCCACUGGAAGUAUUCACCGUUUGCUCCUUGAACAGCUUAUUUCCCCCAUAAAAUGGGAACAAACCAUGCAUGCCAUUUAUGAACGUCAACAAGGCACAGACUUUCCAACAACAUUUGAAGUAGGACCAGGAAAUCAACUUGGAUCUAUGUUGCAGAAGUGUAAUUUAAAAGCUUGGAGAGCAUAUAAGCAUAUUGAUGUACAAACAGAGUAAAUAAAAUCAUAGAUGAAAUCAAUAGAUUCCUCUGAUCUCCAUUGGUUUGACAGUGUGUAAAAACUAUAUGGCUGAAUGAACAGAAUGAAAAAUUUAAAACUCUGCAGUUUUUAUACUUUGCAUGGACUUAACUGGAAGACCAAAGAAUAAUUCACAAUGAUUUGUUAUAACUAUUGUCUUCAUUAUCAGACACAUACUGAUGUGUGAAUGAUUACAUUUAUUGCCAAACAACAUUUUUGAUUUUGGGCAUCAAAGAAGAUGGCAUUGCAAGGUGUCUAUUUCUGAGGCAUCCAGUUUGAUAAA